CUCCGCACAGGAUUAGUAUUACACGUUUCACCGCAAAACCAGUGAGUUUACGUGGACCCCACCGCUUCUGAGUUAUACUUUCCCACUUUGAAACUGGGAUCUCCUAGGCGAGCUCGCACUCAUGUGUCAAUUUAUGUUAAUAAGAAUACUACUUAAUUGCCAAUGACCUAACAAUUCUUCUCCCUCUUCGAAUCAGAAAAGAUUGGAAAAUACAAAAGGGAGAUCUGAUGUACUUGCUCGUGGAUCUUAACUACAUUCCAGACCAUGAUUGCCCUCGAACAUAAAGAAAAAAUGGAAGAAGCAAAGUCACCACCAAAAGAAACCACACUCACCCCCUCAAAGCAGCUCCAGAUCUCCCCAAACCCCAACACUCCCACUGUCGCAUCAGAAAUACCGGCCACAGGCGGUUCCAGGCCACCUGAACCAUCUUCCACCACUAACCCCCUCAUCCACAUCCCCAGCUAUUCCAGAUGGUUUUCGUGGAACAACAUACAUGAAUGUGAGGUUCGAUUCCUUCCAGAGUUUUUUGACGGGAGAUCACCGUCGAAGAACCCUAGGGCUUACAAGUACUACAGGAAUUUGAUAAUCAAGAGGUUUAGAGGAAGCCCCGCCAGGAAGAUCACCUUCACAGAGGCUCGCAAGACUAUUAUUGGAGAUGUUGGGUCAGUUCGGAGGGUUUUUAAUUUCUUGGAGGCUUGGGGUCUCAUCAAUUACUCUGCUUCUGCCUCCAAACACCAUUUGAAGUGGGAAGACAGGGAAAGCAAGUCCAAUGCCUUGUCUUCUUCGCAGACCAACAAAGCAAAUAUCAUUGCUGGGUUUACUGUUCCCAAGAAGAGAUUGUGCAGUGGUUGCAAGUCUGUAUGCAGCAUUGCCUGCUAUGCUUGUGAUAAGUAUCAAUUGACUCUUUGUGCAAGAUGCUAUGCCCAUGGUAAUUAUCAUGUUGGAGUUAUGUCAUCGGAUUUCAGACUAGUAGAGAUUAGUGAAGAUUUCAUGGCAGAUUGGACGGAUAAAGAAACAUUGCACCUUUUAGAAGCUAUUAUGCAUUUUGAGGAUGAUUGGAAGAAGGUCGCCGAGCAUGUUGGUGGCAGAAGUGAGAGAGAAUGUGCCACUCAUUUUAUCAAGCUUCCUUUUGCCGAGCAAUUUAUAGGACCUGCAGAUUCUGUUGAGAUCGAUAACAAGUUCUGUCAAACAAAGGACCAGAGUGAUGUGGAAUUUGGAUCUCAAAGUAUCGGCCCUUCAUUCCCAACCAAAAGGAUGCGCCUUUCCCCGCUUGCUGAUGCCAGCAACCUAGUUAUGGCUCAGGCUGCUUUCCUCUCAGCUUUGGCGGGUGCAGAGGUUGCAGAAGCAGCUGCUGGUGCUGCUGUGAGAGCUCUGUAUGAGGAUGAUUAUAGAAUAACUAAAGAGAGACUUGGAUCUCCCAUCGGUGGCACAACACAACAAGAAUGUGUAGUUGCUUUUGAUUGUGAUAACACUUCAAAUACAACGGAAGGAGUCUGUGCCGAUGCACAGUUGCGGCUUGAGAAGGAAGACCAGGACCUGCAGAGAGCAGUCUCUGAAAUUACUGAAGUGCAGAUGAAGAAGAUUCAAGAUAAGGUUGUUCAUUUAGAGGAGUUUGAAUUACAGACGGAGAGGCAGUGGCAACAACUGCAACAAAUGAAAAACCUGCUGUUUGUUGAUCAGCUGACUCUUUUUUGUGAUAGAACUUCCGUCCCAAAAUCUGGAGAAAGAACGGAGGAAAAUGUUAAAAAGAAUGAUGUCUCGUGAUUGUUUUCUUUUCUUAUUAAAAAGCAAAUGUUACGCUUAAGGUGCCAUAAUAACUCAGUAAGUUUAGCAAUGCAUAAUUUAAUAACUCAUUAAGUUUAGCGAUGCAUAAUUUAAUAAAAAGGCGCGUAUACCAGUUUCAAUUAUGUUAUCAAGCUAUUUAAACUUUUCUUAAAGUCCAGAUUACUUAAACAAAUUUAUUCACAUGUGAUCACAAUAUCCCAUUCAUUUCACACACUUUGAUUACAAGUUGACGAUGAGAUUUAAAUCUGAACUUCUCGUCACUUUGAUUAACUAUAAGCUACUCAACUAUCCAAAUAACCCUUUAAAGUCAUACUCGUCAAUCAAUACCACCUCUAAUGAGAAAACACUUCUCUUUAAAAGCCACGGUAUAAAUCACAUAGCCAACCGACAUCCCAUCCUCUUCAUGGCUGGGAGAGUUGUACUCUCCAAGUAAGUGUCGAGGAGAUAUAUAACCUCACCCAAACACAUACUUACCUCGGUGAUACGGAAUGUACAUAACCUUACCCAAAUCACUGUUAGUUAUAACUUAUAAGUGAGAUGCAUAACUUACCCAAGGUAUGAUUACUCUCUACCACUGUCUAAGCAUGCUCGACUGAUAUGUUUGGCACACUAAAUCAAAUCUGGACUAUCGCAUUACACCCAUGCUCCAGUUAUAUCCAUCACUACUUAAAACCACUAUCAAACAUCAAUCUAUAGAUACGAACUAGGGAGAGCACCAUGUGGAAAACCUCCAAUUAUACCUAAUUUAGGUGCCUAGGAAAAAUCAAAACCCAACUACUUAAAACUAAUUUGUACUCUCAGUUUUUACAUGUUAAAGUAAUGAUUUCCUAAUUAAUGUUCCGGGAAAGCUUCUUCUUGUCAAGCUCAUGCUUCUUCUGUUUGGUUCACCGUUUUUGAUGUUGCUGAUUUUAAGACAGAGGAUGUUCUUUCUUAGUUUUGUUUGCUUUCCUUUUUGGCCGUUUCAUUUAUACUGGAAAUGGAUGUUUUCUUUCAUCACUUUCUUUUCUUUGAUCUAGAGGUUAUGCCCUCUUUUCUUUUCUUUUUACUUGUACUGAAUUGCUAUAUCUCUUUAAUAUAAACACCAUUUAUGAAACAUAAUUUCCUAACUAAGUUCACAAAUAUUCAAGCUAAGACCUAUGUAAACUCAAGUUCUUAAU
Cornus florida is the source of this 2942-nucleotide messenger RNA. RefSeq names its product SWI/SNF complex subunit SWI3B-like. The coding region runs from base 265 to 1764 and encodes 499 amino acids. Gene Ontology annotation, biological process: exonucleolytic trimming to generate mature 3'-end of 5.8S rRNA from tricistronic rRNA transcript (SSU-rRNA, 5.8S rRNA, LSU-rRNA). Gene Ontology annotation, molecular function: protein binding; 3'-5'-RNA exonuclease activity; zinc ion binding. The transcript is spliced from 3 exons. The record is from RefSeq and is a predicted model, not a curated record. NCBI's taxonomy places the organism in Eukaryota, Viridiplantae, Streptophyta, Magnoliopsida, Cornales, Cornaceae.